Protobothrops mucrosquamatus (brown spotted pit viper) is the source of this 915-nucleotide messenger RNA. RefSeq names its product olfactory receptor 14A16-like. Gene Ontology annotation, cellular component: membrane. The record is from RefSeq and is a predicted model, not a curated record. The transcript has a single exon. Lineage: Eukaryota; Metazoa; Chordata; Lepidosauria; Squamata; Viperidae. Gene Ontology annotation, biological process: G protein-coupled receptor signaling pathway. Gene Ontology annotation, molecular function: G protein-coupled receptor activity; olfactory receptor activity. Bases 1 to 915 code for a protein of 304 amino acids.
AUGGAUAAUCAAACCACAGUGUCUUAUUUUUUGCUUCUGGAAAUCUCAAAAAAUUGGCAUUUGCAACUUUUACAUUUCUUUUUGUUCUUCUUGUUAUAUCUGGCAACUGCAACAACAAAUCUGCUCAUCAUCUGUGCUGUACCUUUUGACCAUCAAUUACAUAGUGGCAUGUAUUUCUUUCUGAUGAAUUUGGCUCUGCAGGAUCUGGGCAGUGUUUCAGUUAUUGUCCCCAAAUCCAUGAUAAAUUCUCUCCUGGACACUAGACACAUUUCUUAUGUUGGUUGUGUUGCUCAAGUAUUUUUCUUUAUCUCCUUUCUGGAUUCUAACGUAUCCCUCCUGACAGUCAUGGCAUAUGAUCGCUAUGUUGCCAUUCGCUAUCCACUGCACUAUGAGAAGGUUAUGAAUUGGAAAGCCUGUAUUGAAAUAUUGACCCUGGUGUGGAUUACAAGUCUUCUCUAUGGAAUGUUGCAUACGACUGGCACCUUUUCAAUCCUUUUUUGUUCUAAUAUAGUCAACCAAUUUUUCUGUGAAAUUCCACAAUUGCUAAAACUAUCCUGCUCUGGCUUAAAUUUAGUUGAGGUUGGAGUUCUUGUGGCCAGUAUCAUUUCAGGAACUGGUUGUUUUACUUUUAUAAUUGUAUCUUAUGCCAUGAUCUUCAAGACAGUGCUAAGAAUCCCUUCUGAACAAGGAAGGCAAAAAGCUUUGUGCACUUGUAUUCCCCACCUCAUAGUAGUGUCUAUGAUUUUAUUGACUGGAUGCUUUGCCUAUUUGACCCCUCACUCUAACACCCCAUCAUACUUAGAUUUGGGGUUGACUGUUCUGUAUUCCCUUCUUCCACCUCUGUUCAAUUCAAUUAUCUAUAGUAUGAGAAAUAAGAAUAUCAAACGUGUUCUUUCUAAAUUGUGGAGAUUCUGA